CAUGACUUUUAAAGACUGACGCUUUAACAAUCUUGCUCUUCCAUGCCAACCCAAGAACUCAACACCUGCCUGCUAACAGGACACGGACGAGCACCCGAGAGAAGAGUGAGUGCACUGAGGGAAGAGAAGCGAAGGAGAAUGCUGGAGAUGACGAGCGACCCCGCCAUCAAGCUCUUCGGCAAGAAGAUCCCCCUGUCGUCCAGCGGGGAGUCGCCGGAGGCCUCCGGCGACGGCCUGGCGUCUUCGGGCGUGAAUUCGUGUGAAGACGACGAAGGUUCAGAGAAGUGUCAUUCCAUUGAAAAAGUUGCCAUGGAAGUGCAAGAAGAUGAUGACCAAGUUUCACCAGAAACUGUGAACCCCAAAACACCCUCCAUUGAGGAAGAAUAUGCUCAAUCGAAGGCCUCUGGCACUGAUCAAGAACAGGGCGAUUCGCUGAACUCGCAGGAGAAGCCCCUGAAGAAGCCGGACAAGAUCCUUCCUUGCCCGCGAUGCAACAGCAUGGACACCAAGUUCUGCUACUACAACAACUACAACGUCAAUCAGCCCCGGCACUUCUGCAAGUCCUGCCAAAGAUACUGGACUGCGGGCGGUACUAUGAGGAAUGUUCCCGUGGGAGCUGGGCGCCGCAAGAGCAAGAGCUCAGCUUCGCAUUAUCGCCACAUCACUAUCUCUGAGGCUCUUCAGGCAGUUCGAAUUGAUGCUCCGAACGGGACUCACCUCCCAAAUGGGAAGAUCAAUGGUACUGUUCUCACCUUUGGCUUAGAUCCAUCUGCCGGUGAUUCCAUGGCUGCUGUGUUGAAUCUCGACAAUAAGAAAGGAUCGGCUAUGAAUGGAGUGCGGAAUGGGUUUCAUGACUUCGGAAGGAAUGGGGUUUCGGUCCCGCAAAGGAGUGGAGAGAAGAAUGACGAUUGCUCGAGCCGAUCUUCUGUCCCAAUCUCGAACUUGACGGAUGAAGGAAAUGGGAAUCCCUAUCUGGAAGGAUCCAGUGCCAAUGGAUUCCAUCCUCAGUUUCCAUGCUUUUCGGGUGUUCCUCAGCCGUAUCCAUGGAAUCCCACGUUUCUUCCACCGCCUUUAUGUCCUUCAGGAUUCGCUGUGCCGAUUUACCCUGCAGCGCUUUGGAACUGUGGCCUCCACAAUGGUUGGAAUUUCCCUCUGUUGUCGCCUCCAAGCCAAAAGGCAUUGAAUUCAGGACUAGAUUCGCCAACUCUUGGGAAGCAUGCAAGAGAAGUCGAGAUGCUUAAAAUGGACGAAUCUGUGGAAGAAGAGCCCAGGAAACGGCAGAACGGAUGUGUCUUGGUCCCAAAGACUUUACGUAUAGAUGACCCAAGCGAGGCCGCGAAAAGUACUAUAUGGGCUACUCUGGGGAUUAAGAAGGACUGGCUAGGUAAGGACGGGUUGUUUAAGGGCUUCCAAUCAAAGGGUGAGGAGAAAAAUCACAUAUCAGAAACCGUCUCUGUUUUGUGCGCUAACCCUGCAGCCUUGUCGAGAUCUAUCAAGUUCCACGAGAGCUCUUGAGUUUGGCUCAUGAUGACUACAGGUAGAAAUAACGGCAGAAAAACAUUUGGAACUGGGAUGUCAUCUUUCUGUGGUGAUUGCAGUGACUUGCAUUGUUUAGAACAGAGAGAGGCAAGUCAUUGAUUGGCUGAGACGAGCAUAGGAAAGCGAUAGACCCUGACUCACCAGAGUUUGCAGCGAACUAGUGCUAGUGUUAACCCGUUGGGAAUGUUUCCUUUUCUUGUGUGCUAAUAAUGUUGAAUGCACGCGCUUGUACAUAACUCCUGUAAAAUAUUUGAACGAAAUGGAGGGAGCUUUUUCUGAA
Messenger RNA from Syzygium oleosum, 1819 nucleotides. Its product is annotated as cyclic dof factor 3. Bases 43 to 1515 code for a protein of 490 amino acids. Gene Ontology annotation, molecular function: DNA binding; DNA-binding transcription factor activity. Gene Ontology annotation, biological process: regulation of DNA-templated transcription. The transcript is spliced from 2 exons. Lineage: Eukaryota; Viridiplantae; Streptophyta; Magnoliopsida; Myrtales; Myrtaceae. The record is from RefSeq and is a predicted model, not a curated record.